This is a messenger RNA of Belonocnema kinseyi, 2119 nucleotides long. Its product is annotated as probable cytochrome P450 305a1. Gene Ontology annotation, molecular function: iron ion binding; heme binding; oxidoreductase activity, acting on paired donors, with incorporation or reduction of molecular oxygen, reduced flavin or flavoprotein as one donor, and incorporation of one atom of oxygen. Lineage: Eukaryota; Metazoa; Arthropoda; Insecta; Hymenoptera; Cynipidae. The transcript is spliced from 8 exons. Gene Ontology annotation, cellular component: intracellular membrane-bounded organelle; cytoplasm. The coding region runs from base 376 to 1860 and encodes 494 amino acids. Gene Ontology annotation, biological process: xenobiotic metabolic process. The record is from RefSeq and is a predicted model, not a curated record.
UAUCUUGAAUAUCAAGGAUUAUAAAUUGCUAUAUUGACUAUGGUUUGGAUCUUGUUACGCUACUGUUACUCAAACUCAUAAUGGAAGCAAUCGAAAUCACCUUAGAAGUUAAUCAAAGAAUUAAGAACUGGCGAGUCUAGUGUCACGAAGUGGUUAACUGAGUGUAAGUGGGUGUCACGUUCCUGAGCAUGCUAGGCCGGAAAAAUAUAAAUUGGGCCAAUCCAACUGUGAUAGCGAUAAAAUAUUGCCUUUUAGCUUGAAUAAUCCAUUUAUUUAUUUUUAAUUUGACAAAUAUCUUUAAUAAUUUUGUACUGAUGACGUUUGGUUUAAUAGUGAAUCCGUUCUAUUAGCUCAUAAAAUUUCUGAACCAAAAAAAUGAUUAGUAGUGUGCUAUUGGCAGUUGUGAGUGUUUUAUUCUUUAUUAAUUUUACAUGGAGCCACCAGAAAAGGAAGAAGUAUCCACCAGGACCAUUCGCUUGGCCACUGAUUGGAAAUCUUCAUCUUCUUCGUAAAUUCUCACGUGACUGUGGAGGCCAACAUUUAGCACUUUUGGAAUUUUCACGUCUUUAUAAUAGCGAUUUAAUAGCUUUAAAACUUGGAAGAAAUAAUGUGAUAGCAGUAUCCGGUCGAAAAGCUAUUCAGACUGUUUUAAAAAAUGAAGAAUACGAUGGUAGACCUUGGGAUGAAUUUAUAAAACUUAGAAACAUGGGGUUGAGGAAAGGAAUUACAAUGUCAGAUGGACCGGAAUGGAAAGAGAUUCGUAGUUGGUUCGUUAGAACAUUUAGAGAUCUUGGUUUUGGUCGAAGUCAAAUGUUUAAUCUUAUUAAAGAGGAGCUUGCGAAAGUUUUGGAAAAUUUAAAGGAGGGUGGCGUUCGAUGUUUAAAACCAGUAACUGUAAAUGCUGUAAUUAACGUAUUGUGGACUUUGACUACAGGAAAACGAAUUAGUGACGAAAAAAGACUGAAAUAUUUCGUUAAUUUAAUGGAUAGGCGAGCAAAAGCUUUUAGCAUGGGUGGUGGAGUUCUUUCGAGUUUUCCCUGGAUUCGAUACAUCGCUCCAGAAGCAUCAGGAUACAAUCUUCUCAUGAGUCUGAACAAAGAGCUUAAAAGUUUUUUCAUGGAGACAAUUGAGGAGCAUAAGAUAAAUUAUGUGCCAGGGAAUGAAAGUGAUUUGAUUGAUAUGUUUCUUCAAGAAAUGUAUUCUGGAAAAGGUCCAUCAGCUUCUUUCACGGAGGACCAGUUGGUUCUUAUUUUACUGGACAUUUUUAUUGCUGGGAUCAUUACAACCGCCAACACGCUGGACUUUCUUUUCUUGAAUGUCUUAAUUCAUCAGGAUGUGCAAAAAAAUAUCCACCAAGAACUGGAUUCUAUUAUAGGCCGAAAGAGAUUUCCAGAAAUUAGUGAUAAACAAAAGUUGCCUUAUUUGGAGGCAGUUACGACUGAAUCUCAACGACUCUUCUUGGUGACUCCAAUUAUUGGUCCCCGUCGAGUGCUUCGAGAUACUGAAUUAUUAGGCUAUUUUAUUCCUAAGGAGACGUCUAUUCUCAUUAAUGUUUACAGUUCUAAUACAUGUAAGGAUCGUUAUUUAAAUCCUACAUCUUUUGUACCAGAGAGGUUCAUAAAAAACGGAUCGUUCCAAUCUGAUGACAAUUUGAUCUUGUUUGGACAAGGGAAAAGAAGAUGCCCUGGUGAAAUUUUGGCUAGGUCAGCAAUCUUUUUACUAUUUUCUGGUGUAUUGCAACGAUUCGAACUCCAUCCAUUACCUGGCCAGCAGCCUCCAGUUUUAAAUAUUGUUCCAGGACUCACAAUCUCUCCUAAACCUUAUGAGAUUUUACUCGUACCUCGAAAAGAAACUACCUAGAGACAUUUUAUUUGAAUUGUGCAAAGCGUGAUAGAAUAUUCUUCAAUAAUAAGUAUGGAUUUCAAUUCAAGCUAAGCAAUAUCAUUGCAUUUUAUAUACUUAUUUUCAACUUCUUGUUGUAACUGCUGCGGAUUAGGGCGGGGUAAAAAUGAUGAAAUGACUCGAAUGAUUUGACGCGAGAAAAAAAUCUUGGGGUUUCGUAACCCAGUACAGUUUUUUUGUGAAUUACAACUACCAAAAAUAAAAAAAAUUUAAUAUA